AUUUCAGAUUUCAGCUUUAUUGUCGCAAUAAAUUCUACUUACACUAUACUGCGUAGAGAAGCUGAGCAUAAGUGGAAGAAUUUUCACAGUGAUCUGUAUGACGAGAAUCAACAAUACCACCUAUUGUAUGAAGAUGGACAGCAGGCAGUCUUCAUACCCGGUUCAGACAAGGAGCCAUUCACAUUAAGCAGAUACCACGAGGAAUUAGGAAAAGACUUUAAGCGAAUUACCUUAUUUCUCUGCCCAAAUCACGAUUUUCUAAAAGCGGAAGGCCUACUUGACGAUGAAAAUGUUGAUGAUGAUUGUGACAUUUUCUCUGACCCUUCAGUCAGAACCCUUAGCAAUGUUUCAGAUGAUGCUCAAGAGAAUGACAACCCUGCCAAACGUCCUCGACACAAUAGCUCAAUCAGCAUUGACCUCACAACUGCACCCACACAGGAUGUAAAGCCUGAUCGAGAAGAUGAUUCAGAUAAAUCAGAUCAAAUUGAACUAGAUCAUCAGCUGGCUAACCACUUACAGGAUCUGUACGACAAUGAACAAUCUGCGGUUCCAUCUGAUGUCACGGCUAAAGAAUCUAGUGAAUCACCACCCUCAAUAGUUGGCAUUGUGAAAAUGUUGGCCGAGAAAGUGGAUUCAUCAGACAAACAACUGUUUAUUGUUUUGAGGCGAAAUGCCCAACUAAAUAGAGUACUUUCAAUCUGGAGCAGAGAAAUAAAAAGAAAACCUGCAUCAUCUCGAUAUGUGGUGAAAGUAAAAUUCAGUGGUGAGCAAGGGAUAGAUUCUGGUGCCAUGGGAAAAGAGUUCUUCACUUUAACUCUUUCUAAAAUCGGUUCUAGUAUGUUUCCUCGUGGAAUACCUGUAGAUUCGACACUUCACAUCCAAAAUGGAAACUUCAAGGCUUGUGGAGAGAUCAUAGCUGCAAGCCUCGCCCAGGGUGGACCUGCACCCCGCUGUCUUGAUGCAACCGUGUAUGAUUUGUUGGUUAACCCAAGUAUAUCACUUCAGGAACUUAACUGUGAAACAAAUUUAACAGCAUCGGACAGAAUUCUAUUAGAUUCUAUUCUAGAGGAUAUAAUGAAGAACACCAACACCAUUAUCGACCACGGUUAUACAGGAAUAAUUGAUGAUUCCCACAUUGGAGAAAUUCGGCAGUCUAUUGUCGUCAGCAUUGUAACCAAGAGGUUAGUCUAUCUGAAUGAAUUCAUGCAUGGGCUUGAUUCGUAUGGGUUAAGAAAUAUUCUCCAAACCCACCCCAAUGUAUGCAAAGCUCUUUUUGUGCAAGAUGAUCAUGACGAAAGUGCUGUUGAUGCUAAUUACCUGUUUUCAAUAAUGAAUCCAGAAUUUUCAGAAGCAGGUAGCACACGGAAAGAAAUCGAAGAAUCGAUGAUGGAUUUCCUCCAGGAUUUCUUGUUUGGUCUGGAAGAUAAGCCAUGCGUUUCUGGUUACGCACAGGCACUUGCAACCAGUGAUGAUGAUAGCGCAGGUGCCGAAGGCGAACAGGAACAGCUAGUACUCUCUCCAGAUUGCACUCCUGCAGGAAUCAUGGGAUGGCUUACUGGUCAAAAACACAAACCUCUCGAUGAAGAACCGCUUACAGUCACGGUUAGAUUCAAUCAUGAUUGUGCUAUGCAUAAUCCAAACCAUCGCAUCUGCUAUCCAACAGUUGGAGCUUGUGCCAAAGAAAUUUCAUUUCCCGUCGCUCAUAUGAAGACAGCUGAAGAGUUUAAUGAUGUUUUUAUGGUGGCUAUCUCCAAAGGACAGACUUUUGAAAAAGCAUGA
Molecule: messenger RNA, 1779 nt
Organism: Paramuricea clavata
Lineage: Eukaryota; Metazoa; Cnidaria; Anthozoa; Malacalcyonacea; Plexauridae
Source: the annotation of a GenBank genome assembly